Acaulospora colombiana is the source of this 1971-nucleotide messenger RNA. The record is from the annotation of a GenBank genome assembly. NCBI's taxonomy places the organism in Eukaryota, Fungi, Glomeromycota, Glomeromycetes, Diversisporales, Acaulosporaceae.
AUGUCAAGCAAAGUAGGCAGGAUCCUAUUGCACUCUGCAGCAGCAGCUACCAUGCUCUACGGGUAUAAGAGUCUAGAAAGGCUCGGGGGGCACAGUCAGUAUUUGACCAUAGAUGGACUAUUUUGUGCUAUCUUCGUUAUGCUCCUUGGACUACUUGCAGACCUAUUUCCCCCGCAAAAAAGCCAUAGUAAGGCUGCAGCCCAAGAGGCCUCAAGCUUCGUUUUCAGAUUGACGCAACUCAAGCGUCUAGUCUCUGUUGUUGUCGCCACGGUAUAUUGGUUGAUGAUCCUCUUCAUGCCACAUCUCAUGCUCUCAGAUGCGUUGGCUACGGAGCCUACCGCUAUGGGAGAAAAGACUUUAUUCCGGAUACCGCUUGACAUCGAUCUCGCUCUUCACGGGUUCCCGGGCCCCUUCCUCCUUCUGGAUUUCUUCCUUUAUGAAGAGAAGUUCUCUAAGACGACCAUGGAUCAGUACGCGCCGGUUUUAGCGACCCUUGUUUCAGUCUUUCACCAAGCUGAGCUGACCAUCAACAGUCCCAUACCCAUUCCUCACUCUCAGCCCUCUCCCAGGUCGUAUUGCAAUUUACAUAGGGUGCACGGUCUUUGCAGUGGUCAUGGUCAGGUUUGUCAACUGGCUGCAUCGUUAGCGCUCGAGAAUGUGGCUCCGAUUCCGAUCGACCGACGAGAUCCAGAACCUACCAAGCAAAAACUAUGGGGUGGACGUUUCACUGGAAAGACUGAUCCUUUGAUGCAUGCGUUCAAUCAAUCGCUAUCUUAUGAUAAGAGAAUGCACGACGCAGAUAUCAGGGGCUCAAUUGCAUAUGCAAAGUCUUUAUGCCUCUGUGGACUCCUCACAAAAGAGGAGGAAGAAAAGAUCGUCGAAGGCCUAAAGCGCGUUGGUCAAGAAUGGAAGGACGGAUCGUUUGAAGCGAAACCUGAUGAUGAAGAUAUCCAUACGGCAAACGAACGACGUCUCAGUGAACUGAUAGGCCCUCUUGGUGGCAAACUUCAUACCGGUCGUUCUCGCAAUGAUCAAGUAGCGACUGAUAUGAGACUAUGGCUAUUGGAUCAAGUAGGCGAACUUGAGCAUGCUCUCAAAUCGGUGAUUGGAGUUAUUGUCGAACGCGCAGAUCAGGAGAAGCAUAUCCUUAUGCCAGGCUAUACACAUCUCCAGUCUGAUUUACAAAGGCUCCAGCAGCUUAUCCCACGAAUUUCUAUUCUCCCGCUUGGAUCGGGACCUUUAGCCGGUAAUCCGUUCUUAGUAGACCGUGACUUUUUGGCAAAAGAACUGGGUUUCCAGUCUGUGGCGGAGAAUAGCAUGUGGGGUGUCGCAGACCGUGACUUUAUCGCCGAAUUCCUAAUGUGGGGGAGCCUUUGUAUGGUCCAUCUCAGCAAACUGGCUGAGGACUUGAUCAUCUAUUCGACUUCGGAGUUCGGAUUCAUCACACUUAGUGAUGCCUACAGUGUGAUGCCUCAAAAAAAGAACCCCGACUCUCUCGAGUUGUUACGUGGAAAGACUGGUCGCGUGUUUGGUUUGCCUUCAACGUACAAUAAAGAUCUUCAAGAGGACAAGGAGCCUCUCUUCGACGCGGUAGACACAAUUGGAGCAUCACUCCGCAUUGCUGAAGGCGUUUUCUCAAGCUUGAAAGUUAACGCCGACAAGAUGAAGAACGCCUUAACCAUGGACAUGCUUGCCACGGAGCUGGCAGAGUACCUUGUACGAAAGGGGAUGCCGUUCAGGGAAACCCACCAUGUCUCUGGUCGUGCUGUUGCAUUGGCCGAGUCUCUUCAAGUACCCAUCUCCGAGCUGACUUUGGAGCAGUACAAAAAGUUGUGCCCGUUAUUUGAGGAAGACGUUGUUGGAGUGUUCGAUUUUGAAGCAAGCGUUCAGAGAAGGGCCGCGAUCGGAGGGCCAGCCUUGCAGAUGAUUGACCGACAAGUGGCAACACUUAGGGAGGCACUGAGCAAAUGA